Messenger RNA from Arachis stenosperma, 5112 nucleotides. RefSeq lists its product as uncharacterized. Gene Ontology annotation, biological process: DNA integration. The transcript has a single exon. Gene Ontology annotation, molecular function: nucleic acid binding; RNA-DNA hybrid ribonuclease activity. The record is from RefSeq and is a predicted model, not a curated record. Bases 1 to 5112 code for a protein of 1703 amino acids. Lineage: Eukaryota; Viridiplantae; Streptophyta; Magnoliopsida; Fabales; Fabaceae.
AUGGCUGAUGUACCGCCUCCUUCACUGUCCGAACUCAUGCGAAUGGUAGCUGAGCUGCAACAAGCUAAUCAACGGAUGGCUGACGAGAACCAGAUAAUGGCAGCUCAAAUUGCCGAACUGAAUCAUGAUCACAACGAUGGCCGUCAGGAGAGAGACGAAGAGCAUCAAUCCCAACCGACCCAUGUUUCAGAAACCACUCAACACGAGAAACAACAUCCAGAGGACGAGAAAGAGGAACCCGAGGACUUUGUAGGCCCUUUCACAGAGGAAGUAAUGAGCUUCGAAUUGCCAAAGAGGUUCACCCUGCCAUUGACCCUCACGCCCUAUGAUGGACUCGGUGAUCCGAAGAAAUUCAUAAAGAAAUUCCGAUCAAUAAUGAUCGUAAAUGGUGCAUCAGAUACAGUUUUAUGUCGAUGUUUUCCGAAUUAUCUAGACGGUCCUGCACUUGAUUGGUUGUGUGCUUUGCCUGCAGGUUCCAUUUCCCGCUUUCAUCAGUUGGCGAAGUUAUUUGAAGAACAUUUCGCUGGAUCCGCAAUAUAUUUGCACGACUCCGAUUAUCUGAACACCAUCAAGCAGGGGCCAAACGAAAGUUUAAAAGACUAUAUGACUCGCUUCACCAAGGUCGCAAUCAGCAUACCAGACCUCCACCCCGAGGUCCAUCUGCACGCAAUAAAAAGCGGCCUCCGACCCGGAAAGUUCCAAGAGACGAUUGCAGUAGCAAAACCGAGGACUCUGGCAGAAUUCCGAGAAAAAGCGAAAGGCCAAAUUGACAUCGAGGAGCUCAGACAAGCUCGGAAACCCGACAAAUCACUUUUCCGUGACGAAGAUAAGAGCUCCUCCCAUAAGAAAAAUUUUAAACUAACACCUCGUUUUGAUUCUUAUACGCAGUUUAACACCAAGAGAGAAGACAUAAUCAAGGAAAUCUUGAACUCCAAACUAAUCAAACCACCAAGGAAAGCCGGCACAUACCAAGAUACAAAAAACGUGGACAAAUCAAAGUACUGCACUUUCCACCAGAAACAUGGGCAUAAUACCGAUGAUUGUGUAGUCGCCAAGGAUCUUCUAGAACGAUUAGCACGACAAGGACACCUUGACAAAUACAUUGGUGGUCACAUGCAAAAACGCGGCUCCAAUUCCACAACAGCCGACCUUCCUGACCAACACCGAGGAAAAGAAAAGACAUCCUCAGGCCAAUACGAAAGACCACGAGGUAUAAUUAACUGUAUUUCAGGAGGGUACGCAAGUGGAGGACACUCAAAUUCGGCAAGAAAAAGAUCGUUUAGGACGAUAUAUUCGGCAGACGUACAGGAACAAAACACUACAUUCACUAAUCCGCAACCAGAAGUCACUUUCACACAAGCCGACUUCAACUCCGACAUACAAAAUUUGGACGACCCUGUGGUAAUCACCUUACAGCUAGGAGACCUAUUAGUAAAGAAAGUACUCUUAGAUCCCGGGAGCAGUGCCGACGUACUGUUUUACUCUACAUUUCAAAAGAUGAAGCUCAGCGACAACACGCUACAAUCCACAGGAGGAGACUUGGUCGGCUUCUCAGGCGAAAGAGUUCCCGUCCUCGGGUCAGUGUGGUUACAAACCACACUGGGUGAGCAACCUCUAUCCAAAACUAAUGAUAUCCAAUAUUUAGUAGUUGACUGUUUUAGCCCAUAUAACCUUAUUCUUGGCCGACCAUUUUUAAAUAAAUUCGGCGCUAUUGUAUCUACAGUUCACCUCUGUGUCAAGUUCCCAUUGCAGGACCACCAGGUCAUUACAAUCCAUGGAGACCAUAAAGAGGCAAGACAAUGCUACAACAUCAGCAUGAAACUCCAAAAUCGCUCAACAAAACAAGUCAACAACGUCGGCAUAAAUCAACAGGAGGACACGCUUGCUGAGCUUGAUCCAAGAGCCGAUUUCCUUGAUCGCCCAAAACCCUCUGAUGACCUACAGAAAGUGUAUUUCAACGAUGACCCUAAUAAAUUCACAUAUGUAGGCACCUCACUCAGUGCAUCCGAGUUUCAAGCUAUAACAACCUUCCUACAGCAACACGCCGACCUGUUCGCAUGGACACCAUCAGAUAUGCCGGGAAUCGACCCACAGAUCAUCAGCCAUAGAUUAGCCAUAAACUCAGCAAUCCGACCAGUACAACAGAAAAAACGCAAACUCGGCGAAGAAAAAAGGAGAGCGUCAAUGGAAGAAACACAAAAGUUAAUCAACGCAGAAUUCAUCAAAGAGAUCAGGUUCACCACCUGGCUAGCCAAUGUGGUAAUGGUAAGAAAACAGAACGGUAAGUGGCGCAUGUGCGUCGAUUUCACUGAUUUAAACAAAGCAUGCGCAAAAGAUUCUUACCCUCUGCCAUCCAUAGAUUCUUUAGUAGACAAUGCCUCAGGCUACGCUACUCUAAGCUUUAUGGAUGCAUAUUCAGGGUAUAACCAAAUAAUGAUGCAUCCCUCCGAUCAGAAUAAAACAGCUUUUAUCACCGAUUUCGGUAACUAUUGUUAUAAAGUUAUGCCGUUUGGACUAAAGAACGCAGGUGCAACUUACCAACGACUUAUGGACAAGGUAUUCGCCAAACAAAUCGGCAGGAAUAUUGAAGUUUACGUCGACGAUAUGGUCGCCAAAACAAAAGUCGGCGAUGAUCACAUCCGCGACCUUACCGAGAUAUUCGGCCAGAUCCGCCAAUACAAUAUGCGUCUCAAUCCCGAGAAGUGUGCAUUUGCAGUUCAAGGGGGUAAGUUUUUAGGUUUUCUACUAACAUGCAGGGGAAUAGAGGCAAAUCCAGACAAAUGCCGAGCAGUGCUUGACAUGACCAGCCCCAAAACAAUAAAGGAAGUCCAACGCCUCACAGGACGACUCGCUGCCCUGUCAAGAUUUGUUCCCUGCCUUGCCUCAAUCUCUAUCCCUUUUUUCCAAACAAUUAAAAAGAAAAAUAAAUUUGAAUGGAACGACGAUUGUGAAAAGGCAUUUUCAAAAUUAAAAACAACCUUAUCACAACCGCCGAUUCUACAAAAACCCCUACAAGGGGAGGAUUUAUUUCUGUAUCUAUCAGUUACUGACUGGGCAAUAAGCUCGGCCCUUGUUACAGAAAGAAAAAAGGUUCAGCAUCCAGUAUACUUCGUCAGUAAGACCCUCCAGCAGGCCGAACUCAACUAUCCGAGGAUCGAGAAGCUUGCACUAGCACUAAUAUUCUCGGCGAGACGCCUCCGACCUUACUUCCAAAGCCACGUUAUCCACGUCAGAACCGAUCACCCACUAAGACAAGUUCUCCACAAACCAGAAAUUGCAGGUCGACUCAUUAAAUGGGCAGUUGAACUAUCAGAAUUCGACAUCAAAUACCAACCUCGGGGACCGAUCAAGUCACAAUUCCUCGCAGAUUUCCUCGCCGAACUUACAAUGCCCUCAGAAGAAGACCAUCCAAAACAAUGGACCUUGUAUGUAGACGGCUCUUCCAAUAACGAAGGUUGCGGGGCCGGAAUUCGUCUAGAGGACGGCGACGGAUUCAUAUUGGAACACUCGAUACACCUCGCUUUCAAAGCAAGCAACAAUCAAUCUGAAUAUGAAGCACUACUCGCCGGAUUACGACUCUGUCUAGAUCUUCAGAUCUCCUCCAUCAAGGUAUUCUGUGAUUCAUUGUUAGUCGUACAGCAGGUAAAUGAUCUUUUUCAGGUAAAAGACCCCCUACUCUCUAAAUAUUUGCUAUUAGUAAAAAAGUUAACAAAAAAAUUUUUUAAAUUCGAGAUACAGCAUAUACCACGUGAACAAAAUCAAAGAGCGGAUAUCUUAUCCAAGCUCGGCAGUACACAAUCCGAUCUAUCAACAUUACAUCAGUUCACAAUAAACUCACCCACUGUUACUCUAACAACCGUGUUAAGUGCUUCACAGGAAACAGAUUGGAGAAGCGACUUUAUACAUUAUUUACAAACAGGUAACAUUCCACAAGGGGCCACGACAGAUAAAAAGUUCCGCCGCCAAGCAUCUUACUUCACAAUACUCAAUGGAACAUUAUAUCGCAGAGGAUUUACUCGCCCCCUUCUCAAAUGCCUGAGCAAAACAGAAGCAGACAUAGCGUUAGCAGAGGCACAUGAAGGAAUCUGUGGCACGCACACAGGGGCUCGAAGCCUAACAUCAAAAAUCCUCCGAGCCGGAUUUUUCUGGCCAACUAUGAAACGCGACAGCGAACAAAAAAUAAGAUCUUGCAACAAAUGCCAAAGACACGCACCACUGAUACACAUCCCCGCCGAACAAAUGCAUCAUUCAGAUAUCAGCUGGCCAUUUAACCAGUGGGGUUUGGAUAUACUCGGACCGUUUCCUAAAGCACCGGGCCAGGUAAAGUUCCUUAUUGUCGGAAUUGACUAUUUCUCCAAGUGGGUUGAAGCCCAACCCUUAGCAAAAAUAACAUCACAACACAUAAUCUCAUUCACAUGGAAGAACAUUAUUUGCCGUUUUGGCAUACCUCAACAUAUCACAACUGACAACGGCCGCCAGUUUGCCGAUCAGAAAUUUCAAUCUUUUUUGCAGAAUCUUAAAAUAAAGCAGCACUUUGCCUCUGUUGAACAUCCUCAAACAAACGGACAAGCUGAGGCUGCAAACAAGGUCAUCCUGCAUGCACUAAAGAAAAAACUCGACGACGCCAAAGGACUAUGGGCCGAGUUAAUUCCUGAAGUACUUUGGGGAUACAACACCACCCCACAAACAUCAACAAAGGAAACGCCAUUUAGACUGGUUUAUGGGUCGGAAGCAAUGAUCCCUCUAGAAAUCUCCCAGCAAUCCAUCCGAACAUACAUGAAUAAUCAAGCAGAAAAUCGGAGAACCGAGCUCGACCUCAUCGAGGAAGUACGAGACAUCGCCGCCCUAAAGCAACGCGCAGCACAACAAGUAAUAGCUCGUCAAUAUAACAAGUCGGUCAGAAACAGAUCCUUCGCUAAAGGAGACCUAGUCCUCCGCAAAACAGAAACUGCUCGGAAGCCAUCAACACAUGGAAAGCUAGCCGCCAAUUGGGACGGCCCCUACCGAGUUUUCGAAGUACUCGGCCAAGGAGCAUACAAACUAGAAUCAUUAGAUGGUAAACUCUUCCCUAACACAUGGAACGUGUCUUCUUUAAAAAAGUAUUAUAGUUAA